CAAACAGACCCGAAUACGGUCUCUCUCUCUCUCCGAGCGUCUCAGAAAAACUCUGAUCGUUUAUAAAUAAACGAGAAAACCGAAAAUAUAGAAUACUCUUAACACUCUCCGGUCUCCCACACAAAAAGAGGAAGAAGAAAUCACCAGAGUAACGCUAACGCACAAACGCUUUCUCUAGUAUCUAGAAGACUAGAACUCUGAUUGCUUUUUCCUUCUGCAAUGUAGCUCCCUCACAAAAAUCUGUUGCGAAAUGGCCAAAUGUCACCGGAAUAACAUCGGAUCCUUAAUCCUUCCUCACUCCUCCUCCACUAAUUCCUCUGUUGGCGGCCAUUUCAGAUUUUCCACCUCCUUCUCCGCCUCUGCAUUCCGCCGUAAAAUCUUUGAUGCCGUUAGCUGUGGUGGCAGCUCCCGUUACCACCAUCGCCACCAUGAUGACGACUUUUCCUCCAACACUACAACUGCCACAUCCGCUACAACCACAACAACAUCAACGACCACCACCGCGAGUACCACGGAGAAGUCCGAUAACAAUAAUGUAUGCGAGAAAAAGGCAGGGAGAGCGAGAAAUAGAAAGUCGGAGAAGUUAUCGGAUCUGUUGUGCAUUGCAGAGGCGGAGACUGAAAUCGAGACGAAGAAGAAAGUUGAGGCGUUGGAAGAGCUGAAACGAGUAGUGAAGGAAUUGCAGGUUGAGAGCGAAACGAAGAGAAAAGAGGCUGCCUGCUGUGUAAGGUUGCUUUCUAAGGAAGACUCGGUAGUGAGAGUCACUCUCGCAAUGUUAGGUGCAAUUCCUCCUCUAGUUGGAAUGCUCGAUGUGGAAGAAGUGGAGUCUCAGAUCGCUUCUCUCUAUGCCUUGCUCAAUCUUGGGAUCGGAAAUGAUGCGAAUAAAGCGGCAAUUGUUAAAGCAGGGGCUGUUCACAAAAUGCUGAAGAUCAUAGAAUCUCCAAGUCCUCCUAACCCUUCUGUAUCUGAAGCAAUAGUGGCAAAUUUUCUAGGCUUGAGCGCAUUGGACUCAAAUAAACCCAUUAUAGGUUCUUCAGGUGCAAUCCCCUUCUUGGUAAAUGUCCUCAAGGAUUUGGACCAUAAAAGUAGCGACCAAGCAAAACAAGAUGCUCUUAGAGCUCUGUACAACCUUUCAAUAUUCUCAUCCAAUGUUUCAUUUAUUAUAGAAACGAAUUUGAUCCCAUUUCUUAUGAAUAUGCUGGGAGACAUGGAAGUAAGUGAAAGAAUUCUGUUGAUUUUGAGCAAUGUUGCAUCGACGGCAGAGGGUAGAAAGGCCAUUAGUGUUGUACCAGAUGCUUUUCCAAUUUUAAUAGAUGUUUUGAAUUGGACCGACUCGCCGGGAUGCCAAGAGAAAGCAUCUUAUAUAUUGAUGGUGAUGGCACACAAAGCCUAUGGGGAUAGACAGGCGAUGAUUGAGGCAGGAAUUGUAUCAUCAUUGCUCGAGUUAACACUUUUGGGGAGCACAUUAGCACAGAAAAGGGCUUCAAGAAUCCUGGAACUUUUGAGAGUGGACAAGGGGAAGCAAGUUUCAGAGAAUUAUGGUGGGAAUUUGGGUGCAGCAGUGUCUGCUCCUCUUUGUAUGUCUUCAUCAUCUUCAAGAAACCCAAAUGGGGCUUCAAAGGAGUCUCUGGAGGAGGCAGAGGAUAUGAUGAGCGAGGAAAAGAAAGCAGUGAAACAAUUAGUGCAACAGAGUUUGCAGAAUAAUAUGAGGAGAAUUGUCAAGAGGGCCAAUUUGCCACAAGAUUUUGUUCCAUCGGAGCAUUUUAAGUCCCUCACAUCUAGUUCAACCUCAAAAAGUUUACCGUUCUGAGGAGACUGAUGGAGCUAGGUAGGUGUGGAGAUUGCAGGGGUGCAUUUUGAAGUUAGCCUUCUUAUCGUUGUUCUAAUUGCCAUCUUGGUGUUUGUAGCAGCAUUAUUAGCAUGUGAAAUAGUCAUCUUGUGUUAGAUUUUGUAUAAUUUCAGAAUUUUAUAGUAAAGAUUUGUGAGCAUUAACAUAAUAUCAUUGAUGUUAUUUUGGUUUAAAUCUGGAUGCAUUUACCGAAUGCUUGCAGUGUGACAGGGCUAUAGUUGAAAACUUCCGUAAAUUGGGAUGCUUCUCUGUCAGACUGUCAGUGGUGUGCUCUGCAAAUUUGGAAAAAUCCGAGGGCCUUUUUGUGUGUGUCGUAUAGCUAUGUAUUCUCCUAAUUUAUUGGCCGUUGUCAACCGGCUAGUACAUUCUUGUUUACUCUCA
Manihot esculenta (cassava) is the source of this 2230-nucleotide messenger RNA. RefSeq names its product U-box domain-containing protein 12. The coding region runs from base 251 to 1810 and encodes 519 amino acids. The record is from RefSeq and is a predicted model, not a curated record. The transcript has 2 exons. NCBI's taxonomy places the organism in Eukaryota, Viridiplantae, Streptophyta, Magnoliopsida, Malpighiales, Euphorbiaceae. Gene Ontology annotation, molecular function: protein binding.